This is a messenger RNA of Durusdinium trenchii, 1530 nucleotides long. The record is from the annotation of a GenBank genome assembly. Lineage: Eukaryota; Dinophyceae; Suessiales; Symbiodiniaceae.
CAGGUAUGUCCUCACAACUUCUAAACGGAGUCCGGCAUGUCACAGUUUGUCCCUGCCACGAGCCAUUUCCAGUGCUCUGCCGCUGCGAUGGCCAAUGUCGGAGUUCAUGUCAUCUCCAAUGCAGGUGGCCCGGACAGCAUUUUUGAAAAACUUGGUGGGCAAUCAGCGUUGGAGAAGUUCGUAGAUGGCUUUUACGACCUCAUGGCGACGGACCGUGACACCAAAAAGUUCUUCGAGAAUCGAAACCUCAAGAAUUUGAAGAAGCGCACUGUCGACUACCUGGGGGGUCUUUGGGGCGGUGCUGCCUACCGUGGACCUGACCUGUUCCUUGCUCACACAGGCCUUGGCGUCACAGUUCGAAUUUUUGACGUCAUGAUGAAGUGUGCAGAGAAGCAGCUGAAAGUCAUGAAGGUAAAAGGGCAGUUGUCAAAAGACAUUCUAGAUGAUUUGCGAAGUAUGAAGGAUCCGCUUUGUGAUCCCACUGGGCGGUUGGCAAAGGAGAGGCACGCGAAGAACAUGGCUUUAGGUGACCCCUUUGAUGAUGCCGCCAAUAGAGCUGCGCAUGCAGAGAAACAACGCCAAGAUGAGGAACGCCGGAGGAAACUCGCAGAUUUCCGGAAAAAGAAGCAGGAAGAGAAGCAGGCAAAAGACGCUGCUGGAAUCAAGUCGAAGCAGGUAAAGACUGAGGUGGCUUUGACAGGAGAGGCCAAGCCGGUCGAACCUCAAGCUGCGCAAGAGAAGGUUGGCGCUCAAGCCGCAAGUCCUGCUCCCGCUGCAGAGGAGCCUUCUGAGACAGAAUCAGAGGGGUCGGACGACUCUGCGCUCAACGCUCACCUGGUGCUGCUCCAGGGAAAGACCAAAGACGUCGUAGAGAAGUCCGAGGCAGAGGAGAAGGCUGGCAAAGGCAAAGACCGCUUGCAGCAGGAUAGGAUAAAACAGCAAAAACUUGAGUCUCCCUGGGCGCAUUCGGGUGACUCUGGGCUAAUGUCCAUGGAGACAACCGUAGAUCCUGCUGUGGCCUCUGCAUGGUCGGAGGGAAGGGCAACUACAGCCAGAACAGCAGAGUCUGACGAAUGGUCCAGCAUACCUGAGGACUCCUCUGUGGACUCCCUUCCAGAUGCCUGCUACUGCGAACUUAUGGACUGGCGAGUGUCUUUGUCAGAGGACUGUGACUUUGUCGUGCUGGCCGAGGAUGUGAUAGACGCACCUCGGGAAAGCAUGCAGGUGAGACUUCUCUCAGAGCUUUGAGUGCUGCUUGGUGCAACGCUAGUGAAUUCUGGAGCUCUGGAAGGACUUUUUUAAAUCCAUCGUAGGUGAAGGGCACUCUUCACCGAUUUCAAUUGCUCGACCAUGGCGAGCCUUACCGCGGGCUUGGCUUAGCAUGCCUGCUCAAGAGGGCUCCGCUGGGAGCCGAUGAUUGGAACCAUGCAUCAGAAUGCAUCACCUUUCUUUCCACGCCAGGAAAACGCCCUUGGACCUCCAUCUUCCCUGUGCAGCACAUGCGGCGAGGAAGGGCGUCUACUUGAAGAG